AUGAUCCGGGCCCCAUUUGGGCACAGCCGGGUGGCUCGCUUCAAUGCAUUUCAUCCUAGCCGAGCAAUGCUUAAGCGCCCCUCAACAAAAUAUCAAGCUCCACCAACAGUCAAUCUACCUGACCGAACAUGGCCAAGCAACACAAUCACCAAAGUUCCACGCUGGUGUGCAGUCGAUCUCCGAGACGGAAACCAAUCCCUUGUCAAUCCCAUGACAGUAGAGCAAAAGACAAAAUUCUUUAAUCUCUUACUCAAGUGCGGCUUCAAGGAAAUCGAGGUCGGCUUUCCUGCGGCUAGCGAUACCGACUUCGACUUUGUCAGGAAAAUCGCCAAGAGUCGUCAACCUGCGUUAGAUGAUAUAGCCAUACAAGUUCUUUCACCUGCUCGAGAAGAUUUAAUCAGGAGAACCUUUGACGCGGUUCAAGAUGGCAAAAACGUUAUUAUCCACAUGUACAACGCGACCUCGCCAUUAUUCCGUCAAACAGUCUUCCAAGCCUCGAAGGCCAAAACAAUCGACCUUGCCGUCCGACACGCCCAACUUGUCAGAGAACUCUCAGAUGAAGCAAUUUCUAGGGGCGACCGCACCGAAUGGCAAUUUCAAUACUCCCCCGAAACCUUCUCGCAAACCGAACCUGAAUUUGCUGUCGAAAUCUGCGAGGCUGUCAAAAAGACCUGGUUCCAUGGAAAAGAUAUGAAGAAAAGUCUGCCAAUUAUCUUCAACCUACCGGCUACCGUGGAGGUAUCUACCCCGAAUGUAUAUGCGGAUCAGAUCGAAUAUUUCUGUCGAAACAUCACCGAUCGAGAGCAUUGUCACAUCAGUCUCCACACCCACAACGACCGUGGUACUGGCGUUGCUGCAACUGAGCUCGGACUGAUGGCUGGCGCUGAUCGUGUUGAGGGUUGCUUAUUCGGAAACGGGGAGCGAACUGGAAAUGUUGAUCUAGUCACGGUAGCCUUGAACAUGUAUUCUCACGGUCUAGCGCCCCAACUAGACUUUAGUGACAUCAAAGAAGUGAUCGAUAUUGUGACCGAAUGCAACGAUAUCCCUGUUCACCCACGACAUCCAUACUCCGGAGACCUAGUCUUUACCGCAUUCAGUGGCUCGCAUCAAGACGCUAUCAAGAAAGGUUUUGCAAUCCAAACUGCCAAUUCACAUUGGGAAAUGCCUUACCUAUCCAUUGACCCACACGAUAUCGGCUGCGAUUACGAGGCAGUCAUUCGUGUCAACUCGCAAUCAGGAAAAGGAGGAGUCGCUUAUCUCAUUCAAGAACAUCUUGGAUUAGACAUGCCCAGGAGAAUGCAAGUUGCCUUCUAUGGCAUUGUCCAAAACCUGGCCGAUCGAACUGGACGAGAGAUGACUGUAGAGGAUAUCACGAAGUGCUUCCGAACAGCUUAUCACCUCGGUCUGGGCCAUGAAGGCCGUUUCAAGCUGCAAGAUUACUCGAUCGUCAAUGUGCCUCAGGCCGAUGGAAUGUCACAAAUUGAUCCAACCACUGGCGAACCUCUACCUCCCCGUAAACUGCUCAAAGCAACCAUCUUGAAAGAUAAGAAGAAGGUCGAGCUUUCGGGUGAAGGAAAUGGACCUGUCAGCGCGAUGAUGAACGCCAUGAGGACCCACUGCGGCUUGAUGCUCGAUGUCGUGAGUUAUUCUGAGAAGGCCAUCGGGUCUGGUAGUGAGACCAAGGCUGCUUCCUACAUCGAAUUGAAAGAUGAACGAGGCCGACACGUCUGGGGAGUUGGUGUUGAUGAAGAUGUCACGACCUCUCUUCUCAAAGCGGUCAUCAGUGCUGCCAACACUGCUUCAACUUCGGCUCAACAGCAGUCUGACGAAAUCUUUGCCACAGUAUUGGGCACUAAACCUGCCUGA
Molecule: messenger RNA, 1866 nt
Organism: Puccinia triticina
Lineage: Eukaryota; Fungi; Basidiomycota; Pucciniomycetes; Pucciniales; Pucciniaceae
Exons: 5
Coding region: 1-1866 (621 amino acids)
Biological process (GO): L-leucine biosynthetic process
Cellular component (GO): mitochondrion
Molecular function (GO): 2-isopropylmalate synthase activity
Source: RefSeq, a predicted model, not a curated record